CGACGCGCGACCUCGAGUUGUGUGAAAGUUGUUCGAAUGUUGUGAUUGUGCGUGUUUUGUGUGCUUGUAGUUAUGAGUGUCGUUCAUCGAGCAUUAAAGACACAUUUCGGCUUCGAGAAGUUUCGCUCUCGGCAGCAGGAAGAGGCCGUGAACGCGCUGCUGCAGGGUGACAGGGAUGUGUUUGUCUGUAUGCCCACUGGAGCUGGUAAGUCUCUGUGUUAUCAGCUGCCAGCUCUACUGGCCAAUGGAGUCACUCUGGUCAUUUCUCCUCUGAUCGCCCUCAUUCAGGAUCAAGUGGAGCACCUGAAGGCUCUGAAUGUUCCAGCGCGCUCCAUCAACUCUAAACUGCCCCUGGCCGAGCGCCGCCAGAUCCUGGCCGAUCUGGAGAGCGAAACUCCUCGGCUCAAGCUGCUCUACAUCACUCCAGAGAUGGUGGCGUCUCCAUCCUUCCAGCCCGUCCUGAACUCGCUGUCUUCACGGGGUCUGCUGGGGUAUCUGGCUGUGGAUGAAGCUCACUGUGUCUCUCAAUGGGGUCAUGAUUUCAGACCCGACUACCUGAAGCUGGGAGACCUGCGCUCUCGUCUUCAGGGCGUCCGUUGUAUCGCCCUCACAGCCACGGCCCCCAAAAGAGUGAAGGAGGACAUCGAACGUUCGCUCAGACUGCACUCUCCGCUAGUCUUUUCCACACCGGUUUUCCGGAAAAACUUGAAGUAUGAUGUGAUAUUCCGUGAUUUGUUGCCUGAACCCUAUGUACACCUGCUGGCGUUUGCUAAAGAGUCUCUGGGCGGAAAUACUGCUGAAAAGGGAUGUGGGAUUGUUUACUGCCGAACGCGAGAGAGUUGCGAGGAAGUGGCUCAUAAGUUGACCAAAUUAGGAAUCGCAGCCAAGCCCUACCAUGCAGGGCUGAAGUCAAGCGAUCGUUCGGAUAAUCAGGCAGAUUGGAUGGCUGAUAAAGUGCCUAUUAUUGUGGCCACCAUCAGUUUUGGUAUGGGAGUGGACAAGGCCAAUGUCAGGUUUGUAGCUCACUGGAAUCUGGCGAAGUCUCUGGCCAGUUACUAUCAGGAGUCUGGACGCGCUGGACGUGAUGGACUGCCGUCGUCCUGCAGGAUUUACUACUCACCCAAAGACAGAGACCAGCUCAACUUCCUCAUCCGCAAAGAAAUCUCCCGCAAACAGGAGAAGCGAGGAUCAGAGAAAGAGCAGGACAAAGCGCCCAUCCUGGACUUUGAGGCCAUGGUUGCUUUUUGUGAACAGGAAGGGUGCCGACAUGCCACCAUCUCAACGUUUUUUGGCAAUGAGAAACCCAACUGUGCAGGAGCGUGUGAUUUCUGUCGUGACCCCAAACUGGUGCGUGCUCAGCUGGCCAGAGCAGCUGCCCUGAGCACCAGAACCAACCCGACACAAAGCACAGAGCCUAGAGGACCAUUCGGAUUCGAUCCAGAGCUGUACGCCGGAGGAAGGAAGGGUUACGGCUUCGAGAGGCAUGAUGAGGAGUAUGGCAGUGAGGAAGAUGACUCUGAGAAGAGGAAGAAACAGUUUGGAGAUCUCUUCAAGAAGCAGAUGAGCUUGAGAAAGGGAUCAGAUGCUCCCAAAGAGACGUUUGUUCCACCAGAUGCGGACUGUGUGUUGAAGGAUGCCAGCAGUCAGAGGAUCCCCAGACUCACAGUGAAGAGUCGAGAGCACUGUUGGUCUCUCCUGCAGGAGUGUCUGAGCAGCCACAGCGGAGAUGCAGAGUUUUUACACCGCUCUGAGGCUCUUGAUCAGGCCGUGGACAUCGAGCACGAGAUCUUCAAGAGCAGUAAAUCUGCAAACAUCUACAAAGCUGCUGUUCUGAAGAGAGUGUCAGAGAUGAAGAAGAGCACAUCUGUGAGCAUCACUGAGGAGAAACCAUGUGAAUCUGCAGAGGAGAAGCCGACCUGCUCCUCGUCUGCUCAACAUCUGGACGGCUUCACUUCAGCCUCUCAGAUAUACUCGCUGAAGAGGAAGCGUGUGGGAGCGGGAUUUCGAGGCUCGUCCAGCCUGUUUCAGCCAGCUGGAGAUCUCCUCAAGAGCUCCGACCAAACACCUGGAGACAAUAUCUGUGAGGAAGAGAGCGGGAAAACACAGAAGAACAACAACAACACGUCUUCCAUCAAAGCCAAAAGCGGCAGCUCUUCCUCCCUAAACAGCCCAAGCAAAAAGCUCAGCAGGAAGCAGCAGAAACUGGCGGAAGCGGCCAGAGACACGCGCCUCAUAUCACUGUACUUCGGGAAAAAACAAGCUCAGAAGAAGAGUUCAUCAGAGCCUGAGGAGACUGAGGAGACUGAAGAUGUGUGUGAGGAGACUGAAGAUGUGUGUGAGGAGACUGAAGAUGUGUGUGAGGAUCAGUCGGCCUCAGCUAACGGCCUCAGCAGCUCUACUGAAGAUGCAGAGAGAGCAGCUCAGGAGAGUCUCUGUGAGGUCACUGCACAUGCUGAGGAUUAUGGCAGAGAGAAUCACCAGGAUGACGGCCAGGAAAGAUCACCAAAACAAGCGCAUGAGGACAGGUCUGAGGUCAGAGCUCCGUCUCCUCCAGUCAAACGCAGGCGUGUGCUGAAGGACACGAAGAGGGUGACCUUUGACCCGGUGGUGCAGGAGACGCAGGUGGAGGCUCUGAAUGGAGACGGUGCGGAGAUCUUACGGAGGCCUGUGACGCUCAAAGAAGCUGCAGAUAUCGUGGUGCGCUGCCUCGAUCCCUUCUACAAACAAGGAAAAUUCUCCACUAAGGAUUUGUUCAAAUCGUUCGCCCGGUUCCUCUCUCAUCUUCUCACUGAGGGAAAAACACCAAAUCGAGGCCAAGUAAAGCUGGAAGCGAAACGGCUCAUCAAGCGCUUUUUCAGCAGGACGGUGCGCUGUGAGAGCGAAUCAGACUGGAUGCUACUAAACAAGCAGGAGAGAUAGUGACCGAUGUGUGUGUGCUGUCAGAGAUGCUGCUUUUUAUCUCAGGUGUUAUCAUCGUGAGGCCUACGCUGCACAUUCAUAUGAACUGCUGAAAUCCACUGCUCUUGAAGUCAACAGACCGCAGUAUCUGUUAUGUAGCAUUAGCAUUGUAAUGCACUUCGAGUCGGAUGAACUGUAUCGAAAAGUACAUUAAAGGACAACCGUGUGCAAAUGGAAAA
Messenger RNA from Danio aesculapii, 3137 nucleotides. It is a transcript of the gene recql5, whose product is annotated as RecQ helicase-like 5. Gene Ontology annotation, biological process: double-strand break repair via homologous recombination. Gene Ontology annotation, cellular component: chromosome; cytoplasm. The transcript has 19 exons. The record is from RefSeq and is a predicted model, not a curated record. NCBI's taxonomy places the organism in Eukaryota, Metazoa, Chordata, Actinopteri, Cypriniformes, Danionidae. The coding region runs from base 73 to 2919 and encodes 948 amino acids. Gene Ontology annotation, molecular function: ATP binding; nucleic acid binding; 3'-5' DNA helicase activity.